UAAUUUUUUGUGUAUUUUUUGUGAUACAGUGGUUAGUUUAAUUGCGAGUGAGAGGGCGAGUAAGCCCCACGCCGACAACUCAUUUCUGGGAAUUUAAGUGAAAGUGGAUCCGUGUUUCGAGUGAGUGUUGUGAAGAAAAAAACAUGUGUGGCUUGAAGACUUGGGUGGCGGCAGUGGCGAGGCAGGUGCCGGAGUGGCUGCCCGCCCUGCCCGACUGGAACCUGCCCGCCCUCAACCUCCACCUCCCGGAGUGGAACUUGCCCAACUUAGCGGAAUGGAACUUCGGAAACCUUCCUGCGUGGGGCAUGCCCGCGCUUCCUGCAUGGGUGUACCCUUCGCACGUGCGGGGGUGCGUGCGCGAGCUCGUGCUGUACGUGUGGGUGCUGUUCAUCACCUUCCUGGCCGUGAGAGAGGACCCCGCGCGGGAGCAGCUGGUCGAGGAGGAGCGCCCGGCGGGGGAGGUCAUCGUCGAGGGGCUGGAGGAGGUGGAGGCGCCGGCUCGGGACACGAAGGCGAUUUUAGAGGAAGAGGAGGAAGACGCCGAGGAAGAGGCGGAGGAGGAGGACGAGGAAGAUGGCUGGGGUCUUGGGAAGAGAGGCGGCCUCACGCGAUACCCAGGCUUUGAAAACCUAUUAGAUCAGCCGCCCACCGCCGCCCCGCCCCCGCAGCCCGUCCACAGGACCACUCCUCUCUCGCUCUUCUCCCAGCCCGUCGGUAAACAGGGCGAUCUGAAGGAGAAACAGGUAAGCGAGGAAGGAAAAGAUGAAGAAAGUGAAGGUAAAGCUGCUGUUGACGACGAAGAAAAAGACAUUUUGUGGCAGUCGCUUUUGGCGCGUUAUGCAGCGGACGAAAUGGAGCGACGGCGGAGCAUGGACGACGACCCGGAGCAAGAGCCGCCCGAAUACGUCGGCACCGCGGAGGAGAUCGUCCAGAGAUACGCUGCAAAGUUCGAGUUCCCAGACGCGAAGGAGGAAGAUGAAUCAACCGAGGUCUCAGCAGAAGAGUUUACCGCGAAGCUUGGUCGUCGCUUGGAGGAGUAUCUGGCCCGCCUGGAAGAGGACACCGAUGUCCAGGCCGACGCCAGGGUGCAGGCGACAGUGCAGGAAGGCCCUGUCGCCGCGGAAGACGGGGAAGAAGACGUGAUUGCUAAAGAUCUCGAGGAAGAGGAGGUCGUUGAAAAACCACAGAAAGUCCUGAGCAUCAAGGAGAGGUUCCUAAAUUUCAGGGAGGAUGAGAUCGAGGUAAAAGACAUCAGAGAGGUCGAGGAAGAGGCGGCUGUGAAGGAAGAUGAGGACGUUUUCGAAAAGGAAAAUGAAGAAAAAUACAUGUUUUCUCUCAGUGAAGAACAAGACGACUACCCUCUCGAAGAUGUCCCUCUGGAAACGGAGAAAGAGGAAGAUUCCAUUGUUCUCGACUCCCUCCCUGGAGAACUGAAGCGAGUUUCUGAGGUGGUCAAUCUGAAGAAAAUGUCAGCUAUUGAGACAGAGCAAGAAAAAGUAAGUGACGAUUUAGAUGAAAAAGAGCUAGUAGAGACAGUACCUGAAUUAACACAAGAUGAGCAACUGGAAGACAGCAUAGAGUCAAAAGAAGAAAAGAAGGAAAGUGAGGUUACUGUGCGAGAGAAGCAAACCCACGGCGUAACAGUAAGGUUGAGUGGCAUUGUUGUUGAAGAGGAACCCGGGGACGAGGACCUCCUGGAAGAGGAAGCUGAGGUAUCUGAUUCAAAAGAACUGGCUGAAGAGGCCCUGGAAACAUCAGCUGAUGCAGAAACGGCAGGCGAGGAAAAAGUAAAGAUACCUGAAGUCAAGUUCGAGGUCGAAGAACUUGAAGAAAAGGUCAAGAUUGAAUACGAAGAGAUUGACGAAUUAGAUUAUGAGGAGUUGAAGUCUGAAAACGAAAAAGCAGAUAUAUUAGAGGAGGAACUUGGACUAGCAGAUGAAGGUGCCAAAGUAGACACAUUACAAGAAGAGAAAGAUGAGAGGGUGAAAGAAGAAGAAUUGGUGGUCGAACAAGGGGAGGAAAAGGUAGAAGAGGAAAAAAUGGAGAUAGAGCAUGCAGAAGAAAAGUUAGAAGUAGAACAAGCUGAAGAAAAGAUUGAAGUGGAAGAAGAAGAAAAGGUGGAAGAGGAGCAUGCUGAAGAAAGGGUAGAAAUAGACCAUGCAGCAGAAUCAGCUAUAGUGGAGGAAAUUAAAGUGAAAAGAGCUUUAAAGGCAGAGGUGGAAGCAGAAGAAAUGGAAGAAGUUUAUGCUGAAGAGAAGGUAGAAGUAGAUACAGAAGAAAAGAUGGAAGUAGAGCAUGCCGAGGAAAUGGUAGAAAUAGAGCAUGCAGAAGAGCUAGCAAAAAUAGAAGAGGUAGAAAUAAAACGAGCUUUAAAGGCAGAAGUAGAAGCAGAGGAAAUGGAGGAAGAAAAUGCUGAAGAAGAGGUAGCAGAGGAGGCAGAAGAAAAAGUGGAGGAAGAACAUGCUGAAGAAAAAGUGGAGGCAGAGCAUGCAGAAGAAGUGGCGAAGGUGGAAGAAAUUGAGGUAAAACGAGCUCUUAAAGCAGAAGUAAAAGCCGACGAAGUCGAAGAAGAACAAGCUGAAGAAAAGGUAGAAGAAGAGACCGAGGAAAAGGUUGAAUUAGAACAUGCGGAGGAAAAGAUAGAAGAAAAGCAUGCUGAAGAAUCGGCAAUAGUGGAGGACGUUGAAGUAAAGCGAGCAUUGAAGGCAGAAGUUAAAGCUGAAGAAAUAGAGGAAGAACAUGCUGAGGAAAAGGUAGAAGUGGAGCCUGAGGAAAAGGUAGAAGAAGAACAUGCUGAAGAACAGGUGGAAGCAAAACAUGCUGAAGAAAUAGCAAAGGUGGAGGAGGUGGAGGUAAAGCAAGCGAAAGCAAAGGAGGAAGUUCCUGAUGUCGAUAAAAGUGCAGAAAAGCCGACGGUAAAGAGUCGCUUUAGAAGAAGAGACUUCGGAGAAACAGGAACUGUUCGUGAUUUCUGGGAAAAACGGAAGCCUCUUGGAGAAGCAGCUGCUGUUGAGGUUUCAAGAGGAAGAUUUAAGACAAAGAAAGAAAAGGAGGAAAUGAGAAAACUAGAAGAAGUUGUACCAGUAGAUGACUUCUGGGGUGUUGAAGAAUCGGAGAAAGACACAAGCAAGAAAACCACACAGGAGCCCCUGGCAAAGGGAAUCGCAUCUGAAGCCGCGCCGCCAGGGCUUUGGGAAGAUGAUACAGACUUGAAGAUUGGAGACAGAAGUCAGCGGACUUCUGCAUUAUUGGAAACGAAUUUAGAUGCUCUUACACAGGGCGUCACUCCUGAUGAAGAUAUGAGGGAGGUAGCUGAGGACAAGGAUUUAUCAGUAGGUAGUGAAAGUCCUAUUCUUCCCGCUGCAGAAGAGGCUGAGGAUUAUCUUGCCGAGAUUGAGGACCUGCUUGUAAAACCAAAGCAGAAAUUACCAGGCAAGUCACUGCAUGAAGAGGAUGAAAUGCAAGAGAAAGCCACUACAGACCCUCUUCUGGCAAAGUAUAUGUCAAUGCCUGCAAGUCUCACGAAAGAUGAAGAGGACGAACUUCGUAAAUAUUUGUCAGAGCAUGAGGAGACUGAAGAGCUUGACUUAGAAAAAUUCAUGACUAUGCCACACACAUUAACCGAUCAGGAACAAAAGGAGCUAGACGAGGCAGUGAAAGAGCACCACAGUGUGCGGGAGAUGGAGCGGCAGGGCCUGGAACGCUUUUUGCAGAUGCCGGUGGGUCUGACUGAGCAAGAAUUACGGGAGCUGCAAGAACUGGAGCAAGAAGAAGACGACGAUCAGGUCUUCGAGGACACAGAAGGAGACAAGUUUGAUGACUAUCUGUCAAUGCCAGUGGGUCUGACAGAGGACGAGGAACGGUUGUUGCGUGAAGGUGGCGAGGAUAAUGAGUUUGAGAACGAAGAAGAAUACCGACAACACAUCAAGAGCAAGUUCUUGCAGGAAUUGGAAGAGGAUGCUUAUCGUAUGGCUAUGGAAGAUGAUGAAUAUGGGUAUGAGGAUGAGGAUGAGUAUGACGAUGAAUAUGAGUAUGAUGACGAAUAUGACGACGAAAUGGAUAUGGAAGGAGAAUAUGUUAUGGUAGAAGAUGAAGGCCAGGAAGGUGCUGUAGCAGUUGCACCUGGCACAGGCGCUCAAUCCAGCGGCGCUCCCGCAGCAGCACCUAUGGUGGACGAAGCAGUGAGCACAAUGGACGAGGAUGAGCAGAAGAAGACAAAGAAGAAGCUCUUCUCAUUCUCGAAAAAAGAGACUUCCCCAGAGGAGACGCCUGGGACGCAGACCAAGAAGUUUUUUCAUUUCGGCGGCCUUGGAGCCAAAAAGAAAAAGGAGGAUCCUGAGCCACCACACAGGAGGUUUGGAGGAGGAGGCGGCGGUGGAGACUCCUUCACGGCUGCGCUUUGCACUAUUACUAGCAAGGUCAAGGGGCAAAUUGCAGAACUGCAUUUACCUUCCAAAACUACAUUAAGAGAUAGAGUCCUUAUGAGUAAAAAGCCGUUUCAGUUUGUUAAAGAAAAUAUUUCAAGUCAGAAGAAAGGCCAUAAUGAACUGACAGAACCUGGGGCUGAGAAAACACUUGUAGACAUAUCAGUGGUUACUCGUCUAUUAGAUGAGAAAAUGGGUUUUGCAGCAGCAGGUUCUGAAAGUAUAGAAGGCGCUGAAAAGCUAGAAAGUAAAGAUUUGCUAGAAAGUAAGGAAAGUGCUGCUGAAACAAUAGAGAAGACAGAAAUAAUUAAAGAACCCAUGACUGCAGAGUCAUUGAGCAGCAGUUUACCACCCUCCAUUCCAGAGAUCAUUGUAGGCAAUGGUGAUGAGGAAAUAGAUGAAGAAGUAGCUAGUGUAUUUAUGCAGGAUUUGGUGUCUGAGACAGAACAACAGCAGGUCGUUCUGCCUGAGGGUGUUGAGCCUCUAAAAGGUGGCGGAAGUCCCUUUGGUCAUGAAGAAGAAUUCUGGCGGCAGUGGAAAGAUGAUGAACAAGCAUGUGUGGCCCAAGAGAGAGAUUCUGCUUCUCCAUGGGAAAUACACCAUCAGGCUGACCAUCAAGGUGUAAAUUCAUCUGAACAGGAAACCAAGCCAGGGGACCAGCAAAUUAAUGCUUCAGAUAAAAUGCACGAAUCUGUAGAAGAUUUUAUUCAUGAGGAUGUAAGAGACUCUGUCUCAGAAGAAUUACAGAAAACCUCUUCAGAGGAGUUGCAAGAAUCUUCCCCUGAGGAUUUGCUAUACAGUACAUCUGAGGAAUUGCAAGAUACGAUUCCAGAGAAAGUACAGGACAUUUCUGUGCAGGAGGAUUCUCUGUCUGAGAAGUCAGAAACUUCCCCUGAUAUGUCUCAUGGCUCCUUAUCUGAGAGAGUAGAAGACAGUAUUCCACUGGAUUCCAUGCCUGAGGAAAAGGUAAAAUCUUUUGACAUUAUGCUUGAGGAUAUGGAAGAUGUUCAAGGCGUCACUCGAGAUGAGCCAAAAUGCGAAGAGAAGCCUGAACACUUUAGCCAAAAUGAUGACUCCACCAGUAAAGAUAUUCAAGAUUCUUCUGGUAAGCUGCAAGAAAAUACUAAUGAGGAACUUCAGGACUCUCCUUCAGAAGAUCAAAUCUCUACUCCAGAAAGUUAUGAGGACAGUCUUUCUGGAAAGUUUCAUGAUACCACCCCUGAUGAAUCACAGAGUGCUAUUGAUGUGAAAAGUCAGGAGUCCAGCCAAGGGGAUCUUCAUGAAUCAAGCUCUGAAAAGCUACAAGAGAUCUCGACCUCAGAUGAUUCCACACCUGAAAAAUAUCAAGAUGCUCUGUCAGAUGAGGCACUGAAAUCUCUGUCUGAUGAAGCACAAAGUGCAGUACAUACAGAUGUAAUUGAUACUGCACAAGCUAAAACACGAGAUACUCCUUCUGAUAGUAGUCCAGAGAUUUACAGUUCACUCUCUGAGGGACUGCAUGACACUACCCCAGAAGAGGCACUCAGCUCUUUCUCAGAAAAAUUGACAGAUCUCUCUCUAGAAGAGGCACUCGGUUCCAUCUCUGAUAAACUGAGAGAUACUACUCCUGAAAAGACUUACAGCUCCACUUCUGAGGGUGGCCUUACCCCAGAGGAAAUACAGAGCUCUACCUCUGAAGAACUGUAUAGCAUUACCCCAGAACAAACAAAGACUCCUGCAGAGCACAGCUCUAUCUCCGAAGAACUGUGUGAAGAGUCACGUAGUUCCACCUCUGAUGGACUGCAUGAUAUUACCCCAGAGGAGGCACAUACCUCUGUUUCAGAUGAACUAAAAAGCAGUUCCACUUCAAAUGAGCUCCAUGAUGCCACCCCUGAAGAGAUGCAGACCUCAACUUCAGAAGAACAGGUUUCAUCACCUGAAAAAUUCCAAGAUGCCCUCACAGAGGACCUGCAGGAUUCCACCAUGGAAGAAGUAAAGAACUUGUCUCUUGAAGAAGGAGGUGACAUGUAUAAAAGAGCAACAUCUGUGCAUGACUCUAGCCAUGAGGAUCUACAGGAUUCUAUUUCUGAACAUUUAUUAAGCUCAACAUCUGAGGAUUCGAAGAAGGAUAUGAAGGAGGAUUCCAUUGAAGAGCACCAGAGCUCUACUCCAAGUGAGUUAAUCUCAAGCCAUGAAGCACUGGAUUCUUCUGCCUCCGAAAAGCUACGGGAAUCGGCAUCAGAUGAACAAAUCUCUAUACCCGAAAAGGUACAAGAUGUCAAAAAGAUACACGAUUCUACUUCAGAAGAACAGAUAUCUGAGUCUGUUUCAGAGGAACAAGCUUCCACACCUGAAAAGUUUCAGGAUGCUCUCUCAGACGAAAUACAGGAUGUGAUUCCCAAAGAACUACAAGACAGUGAACAAAAGUCUAGCCUAGGAGAUGGCAUAAAUCAACAAGAACUUCAGGAUUCUACUACCGAGGAACUACAAGAAAGACUGCAGGAUUCAAAAUCAGGUGCCACCAUGUCAGAUGUGGAGGAAACAGCAGAGUCCCCAAUGGAGCAGAAGAAGCUGUACACCUUUAGGGAGUCAGAGGAGGAGGAGUUAGAUGAGGAGGAAGAGAGGAACUUCUGGAAGAAAGUGGCUGAGGAGGAGGAGGAGGAGGAGGACCUCGACGUCAAGGACUUGGAUCAGGAGAUUGACUACACAGCCUUGAUCGAGAAGGAGGAGACCGUCGAAGACGGAGACGAAGCCCCUAUGGAGACCACAGAGGCGCCCGCGGAGAACGGCGUAGAACCCACAGAUACGACAGAGAAGAAGAAAAAGAAGAAGAAAUCGGAAGAUGGCGAGAAGAAGUCCAAGAAGAAGAAGAAGAAGAAGAAGGGUGAAUCCGAGAAGGAGAACAGAAAGGAGGCAGCUAGCAGCACAUCACCCAGUGAGACAGGCAGUGAGGAAGAGGAAGACCUCUGCCCAACACCCCCAUUAUUUAAUGGUCAUGCCAUUACCAAUGGUGUGGAUAGCAGUGCCACAGACGUUCCCAUUGAAGAGGAGAUAGCCAGUACUGAAGACUCCCACAGUGAUCAUGACAUACAUGGAAGAGAAGGCUUCCGUAGCUUAUUAGAGGUUUACAAACGUGAAGGCACACCCAAGAAGGAGUUCCGUGCUCAGACUCCACUCAGUGAUGAGGAGGACCUAGCUGGUGUGAAUGUCAGAAAGCUGAGGGUCUCCUACUUGAAUGCAGCACAGGAGAAACACGCCCUAGAGGAGAACCAGAAGAGCAACCUCAGUACAGGUGUCAAUAUCACAAACUUGGUUGGAGCCUAUUCGUCCCCAGUGCCCCGCGCAGCAACGCCUUCCAGUCGGCCGGAUGACCUCACGCCCGUCUCGCUAAGAUCACUGAAGUCAGCGUAUGAGGCAACGGCGACAGGAACCAGUAGUGCGGGCAGCAGGCACGGCAGCAGUAGCUGCAGUAGUCCAGUUGGUGGCAGCCCUGCACCCAAGGAGGAACUAAAUAUCUCCCUACAACAGCUGCGUGAGGAGUACUGUCGCUCUGUACUGGAAGGCGACAGUCGCUCCAACACCCCAACCAAGGCACCCCCAGAAACUGGAGUUUCAAUCAGACAACUUACUCGGAGCAUGACUGACUUGACGACUGUAGGCCAAGAUACGCACACGUCCAUUAAAGAUGAUGACCGAUCAGUUUUGGCCACAGUCAACGUAAAAGCGUUGACAAGAAGCUUCACAGACCUGACACGUCUCAGUGAGCCAGUCAUGCCCCCCAAUCGCAUGACACGCCCACGUUAUGACACUGCACCAGCUUCUGUGUCAAUCAAGCCAUUGCCCCGCACGGAGGCGAGCGAGCGAGGGCGCUGCCAGGAGAGCGGCGCGCGGGAAAGGCGGGGGGCGGCCGGCACCAUGGUGGACCUCGGGGGACGCCGCUCCAAGCCCUCCCACCUCAACAACAACAACAACAACAACCACCAUAACAACAACCACAACAACAACAACAACAACAACGGCGGCAACGUGGUGACGCCGAGAGCCAACGUGUACACCGGCGUCUCCGUGAAGCACCUGCGGCGGAGUUAUUGUGACAAGGCCCGGCUGAGCGAAUCUGGUAACGGAGGUGAUGGCGGACGGGCGCCGUACAUCACCAAGGCUAAGGUCGCGCGCCUGUGCUCGACCUUCGUGGGUCCUUCGCCCCCGAUGCCCACGCCGGCGGUGCGACGCAGCAUCUCCACCGGGUUGUCUCUGAACCAGAGGAAGGCGGUAUAUCUAAACCGCGACGACAUCUUGGAGAAGCACGUAGGGCCUCGGGUCCGCUCCUUCGACGCCUCAAAAAUGAAGAACAAGUUUGAAAAGCCAAAGCAAGUGUCCCAGAUGCCGACCGAGUGCAAGCAAUGCGGGAAGCAGGUGUUCCAGAUGGAGCGGAUCGUGGCCGAGAGAGCAGCGUGGCACAAGAACUGCUUCCGCUGCACCGAGUGUAACACCAUCCUCACGUUGGAGACGUACCAGAGCCACGAGGGCGUCCUCUACUGCAAGCCGCACUUCCGAGACCUCUUCCGCCCCAAAGCCGUCAUCGAAGACCCCAUGGAGGCGCGCAAGGACCGGAUGAUGCGACGGCCCAAAAUGAUUAUUCUGGAGAGCCAGCCGGAGGAACUGCCCGAGAACGUAGUCAGAUCCACCGACAGGCCCGACUAUGGCCUCGAAGAGUUGUCCACAGCGAACGUCCGGCAGAAGUUCGCCAUGUUCGAGCAGGCGGCGCAGGAGGACGAGCUGCAGGCCGACCCCGCACAGAUCAGGAGGUCCAACUCCCUGCUCAACAGGGCAGCCAGAUUUAUGUAUGGCGAGGACGACGACUACGGCAUCGAGAACUCGGAGCUCGGCGACUACGAGGAGGACGAAGAGGACGAGGACGAGGAGGAGGAGGCGGGAGAGGGAGAGGAAGGAGAGGAGGGAGACCCAGACGCCGUCAAGACCAAGAAGAAGAAGAAGAUCACUCGCCCGGUGAGCUUUGCCGGGAUGGAAGAUCUUAAGAGACAGAGAAACCGUCGAGACGAGAUGAGGAAGAGGCGCAAUCAGGAAUUGUCGCAGUUCCGUCAGAUGCUGUGUGCUGGUAAAAAUAUUUCCACAAGGGAAAUGUUUGAGUCUGGAAACCUGGACGGCCAGAAUGACAAAAACAAGCGACCGGAGCAGAUCAACAUUGAGGGUCGUCCGGCCACAAAGAACCUGAGGGAAAGAUUUGAGAAGGGAGAGCUUGGUGGUAGCCUGGACGAUCAGAAAGAAGUUGAUGAAGUGUUCCGGAACAGUGAGACAGCCAGCAAGGCUCGUAACCUGUUCAAGCAGAUGGAAUCAGGAGAAGGCCAGGAGAACGACGAGCAAGCUACCGCAAAGCCUCGUGAAAACAGGUUAUCAAAAGAGGGCAGGCGCAUUCGAAAUCUCACUUCGCAGGUCGGAGAUGGAGCGAAUGGCGAUGAAGAUGAAGAGGGAAUUGAAAGUUCAAAUAUUUUGGACCGCUUUAAAUUCUUUGCAACCUAUGAGGAACGUGCCAAAGAGCAAGAGAGGAAGAAGAAAAAAGUAUUCCGCAUCACCCCACCUCGUGAAGGAGCCCAGGUUGAUGAAGAGCUCUUAAAGGCCCAUAUGCCUAAACGUUGCAUGGCAAUUAAUUGUCCGGUGUGCAGGCUUCGGGGCUGUGAUGACGAGGAAGUGCCCGACUUCUAUGGACGGGAUCCUAACCUUGUCAAGUACACUGACAACCUAGAAGAGCCAUUAGAUUGUCGCAAAACCAAAAGUGUGCUUGCCAUGUUCAGGAAAAUGGAAAUGCAAGAGGAUGAAGAUGACAGAGGCCCUCGACCACUGAAGCGCUUCACGCCACCACCAGAGGGUGAAGAUGAUGAAUCAGAUGACGAAGAGUAUUCUGAUGAAGAGUACUCUGAUGAAGAGGAUGAAGAAGAUGACGAUGAAGAAGAGGAGGAAGAUUCUGAUGACGAUGAGAGACCCAGGAAACCAAAGUACAAGGAUGAAAUCUUAGAGAUGGCUAAAUCCUCACAGAGUGCCAGAAAAGCAGCUUCGCUGCGAGCCAAAUUUGAGCGGUGGGAGUCGGAGGUUGAACACAACAACGAGUACAACCGUAAUGAAAGGAACGAAGAUGACGAAGAGUGUAUGCCGUCCAUUGACACCGCCCGCAACCUCCGUGCCAUGUUUGAGAACAAGGCCCAGGAGGCAAGCCGGCCGGUCGUAAGCAGUCAACCCAAGUUGAAGGUCAACAGAUUUGUGGGUGGUGGGGGAGACAAGUGUCUGUCAUGUGACCGCACUGUAUACGCAAUGGAGAGACUGGAAGUUGCUGGUCGUGUACUACACAAGAACUGCUUCAAAUGCUGCAAAUGUAGUACAAAACUUAGCAUGAAUUCAUUCUCCAUAGGCGGUGAGGACAUAUACUGCAUGACACACUACAAACAGGCUUUCACAGAAAAAGGAACAUACGAUGUAUUUACACCUAACAAAGGGAAGUGGACAAGAAAAAUUGAAGCAACAAGUUCAGAAUUGGCAAAGAGUCAAGAAUAGAAAAAACAGUUUUUAGACUAUUGUAGAUACAAUAUUCUGUAAAAAUCAAUAAAUGGCAAAGUGCCAUAUGACUUCAUACCUUAUCAGUGAAAAGAUGGCAGACUUAAGAUCAUUAAUAACUUGAGUUCUUAUCAUUGGUGGAUAAUGACAAAGUUCCUAAAUGAUUGACAUGUUAUUAACCUGACCUGAACUGUAAAAUUUCUGUUUGGUUUUGUUUAAGAAAUAUAUAUAUUGUUCUUCAUAACCACAUCUCAGAUCCAGUUUUUGUCAUCCAUUCACUGAUUGAGAGGAUUCAAACAAAUAUAUUUUGGUACAGCUAACAGCAUGCCAUCAACAAAUCUCAUACCACAAGUCCCAAGGUACUCUGCGAAGUACAUUCUCCCCUAUUGUGCCACCAGUAGAUCUGGCGAUGACCAUUGUGGGGGUCAGGGCUGAGUUGAAGUUGUGUCUCGGCACUUGUUCAGCAAGUUUUCCGGAGAAAGCCUUCACUCAGCAACAAGGAAGCCUGACCAAUAUUUUCUGUAAAAAUAUUGAUUAUUCAGCACUUUGUGUGUAGCCAUAUCAUAUCCGAUAAAGUAUUAUAUUCAUUAUGGUCACUUCAUGGUACGAUGCCACAUAAGAAUUAGACUAGUCAUAGCACUUUAUCACAGUAAAAUAUAGGUUAUAGUGUAAAUUCAACAAAACACUUUAUGAGAGUUCUAAGACCCAAAGAAUUGUGUCUCAACUGGCUCUUGGGAGUUUUACUUCUUUUUUUAUAGCCUUCAAAUUUUUGGGACUCCCUGGUUUAGCACAGUGAAUGUUGUAAGCUUGUCUGCCACCUGAGACCUACCAAUUUUAGUUUCAGUGGCACUUGGUUCCUCUCAGAUGGCACAAAUUAUUCUUAUUUCUGUGAUUUUAUGAAAGCUUGAUUUGUCAAUGAUAUUUUCAUUACUGCAGAUUUUAUUUGAUUUUAUUUUUUAUUUUGUUACUAUUUUUUGUGAUUCAAAUAUUAAGGACCAUUGAAUUUGGUUUAGUGUUUUUGCUUUAAUGAGGGAUUUUUGACUAUCCUCUUGUUCAAACCAAAAACCAAAUUGAAGGUAUUUAUUUGUAUUGCAAGUGGGCUCUGUGACCUCAUCAAUUCUGUUUUUAGUAAAGAAAUCAAACUUCAUUGUAUUUUUUUGUUUUGUAAAGCCCCCUCCUAUGUUUAUGAUUUUAAAUAUACAAACAUUUUUCAAUUGAAUUACAGGCAUUAUACUUGAACAUGCCCAUAGGAAAUGAACUAGAAUAGGUUCAUGUAUUCAUUUGUUUUUGCCAGUGUAUUACUAACCCCUUUUUUGGUAAAAGUUAGUAAUGUGUCUCCUUUUAAAGGACUUGGUUUAGGCAACUAGACAUAAUAGAUAACCCUUCAUACCUUAGACCAUGGGCAGGACCCUCUUGGUCCCCAGCAGUGAAGACUACCACUGCACCAUGGUGGCCCCCAAAAUAGGUUUCUUAUUUAUAUUAAUAGAUUGAGGUUUUCAAGUUAUAAGAGAAUGUUCUUCAUAGUUGGGGUUUGCACAAGUCUCAUUUCAUUUGUAUCAUAUAUUGAAGUUGCCCAUUUAUUAUUGUAAAAGCCAUGCAACUUUUGGCUUUUGUGUUACCAUUUUUUGUCUCUUUUCAUGCAGUGGACUAAUUAUUUUAUUGACAGUUAUUUGAGGUCGCAGAAACCAUAUCUGUUUUAGUUAUAGAAGUUCAAUAAUUGAAUUUAACUAUAAGAAAGCAUUUACAUGUUACUGUUUAACAUUUCUCUAUAGACAAAUGAUUGUUUGAAAAUAAUUAUUCAUAAUUUAUAUCAAAUUUAGUGUAGAUUGUAGAUAUGUAGAUAUGAGUAAAAAUCAUAGGCUUAGUGCAUAUAGCUGCACCAUUUCUCAUGUGAUGUAGUUCUAAUUCUAGUGAAAGGGAGAAACUUCAAAAGGAUAAGGAGAGAUAACCAUGACUCCUCUUCACUUCAUGAUACAGUUCGAGCCAGUGCAGUUUUUUUCUCUCUCUUUUUUCUCUUUUUUUUAAUUAGCAUUUAGAAUAUGUUAAAAUAAAAUGCUAUUCAGUCCAAAACUGUGAGGAUACUUUUUGUUCUUUGUUUCUGAUUACCACUUACAGCUUUUGUUUUGGUAAGUCUGACAAAUGAAAUUUCUUAGUUGAAUGACAAUAGAAAUUACAGUAAAUUUCUUUACAUGCAGAGAAGCAAGCAGCAAUGGAGUGAAAGACUGAUAUACCAAAAACACAAAUAACAGAAGCGUAAUAUAACCUGUUACUGUAUAUUAGUGGCAAAAGGAAGUGCCAGAUUGAUGGUAUAUAUCUUUAUCAAUAUAUUUUCAUUUCAAGAGGUAGAAACUUCAUUCCAUGUAUUCAUUUGCCACUUCCAUGGAAUGAAAGCCAGAAAUAUUUUGCAGUAAUCAAAAUGGACUUUGUUAAUGUUUCCUAUGAAAUACUUUUUGUAUUACUAACCCUUUAGUGAAAUACAUAUUGUACUUCUUCAGAACUCUAGCAGUAUAUUUUUAUGUGCCAUAGGAAAAGGUAUUAAGUGGUUUGAAAGUAACAGAGAUUUGACAACUUUAAUUUCAUAGAACUGCGUACAUCUUUUGAAUUUUGAUAUUACUAUUGGCUGGACAUUUGCUCUUCAGCCUUGAUUAUAGCAUAGUCCUAAGCAAUGAAAGACUGAUAAAGUGCCAGCUUCAGCAUUUGAAUGACACCGCUUAGUUGGAUUUUUUCAUAAUUGGAUUGGGAAAGAUAUUUUAAUGAAAACAUUCAGAGGAAAAUAAGAUGUUUUAGGCAACCAAUUCAUUUUACCUGCUUUACAUGCUCCACAGUGCACUGGUGGUCACUAUGAAGAUGCACAUAGGUACUAAAAGAGGAAGCCAGCCAGUACUGUAACACCCAUUGGUUUAGAGUGUGCAUCGAGUUCAUGCAAUUAACAAAAAUGUAGCAGUCAUGUUUUAUCUGAAUUAAGACAUAAAUGAAGUUUAGGAACUUACCCCGUGUGGAAGAACUAAGAGUAAGAAAAAGAAAAUUGAGUUUGAUGUCAGUUUACUAAAACUAUGAAUCCUGCCAGCCUUACUUGUGUAUCAGUGUUGUGUAAAAUGCUAGUUUAUACAUAUUUCAUUUAUAGUAUUUAAAAUAUUAAGCACACAAGCAUACACUAUUAUUAUCAUUAUUAUUAUUUUAUUAUUAUUAUUAUUAUAUUAUACAUAAUAAGUAUGAAAUAAUAAAAUCAUAAUAAUAAUAAUAAUAAUAAUAAUAAUAAUAGCUAGUAUACACAUGGCUGUGAUAAAGAAAAAAUGAAGCCCUUCCUCAAAAAUGAUGUUUAAAAAGUAUAAAUAAAAAAUUAUGUACCUGUUACACUUGCCUUAUUCUGAAAUUAAAUUUGGAUAGUAUUCAUUCCUGUUUUCCAGGUUCCUUUGGGGAAGCUGCCAUAUCUCUGAUUACAUGCAUAUGAUGCCAUAGGUGACUGUGCUGACACACAUAGGUAUAAUGUAUCAUGUUAUAUAUGUAUUUUUAAUAUCCACCACAUAUCUUCACUGCAUUUUUCUCUCUUUAAUCCAUGAAGUGGAGUGUUUAAGGACUAGUAAACUAAGAACCAUCGCAUAGCUGUAACAGAAGUCAGUAAAUGAUUAAAUAUGGAUUUUUCUCCCCACAACCCCAGUUACAAUUCAAUAUUUGACAUAUGCAAAGGCUCACAAGGUAUUUAGGCUAAACUGUAUACCAGUAAGUAGUUUGUUAUGGAAGGUACUGGUACUCUUACUUUCUUGUUCUUUACUGUUCUGUAUAUUAAACAGUCAAUAUUUGAUCACAGCCAGAAUACCAUUUUAAUGCACAAGACAUGUAACUGGGGAACUAGUAACUGUAGUGCUUUGCAGCUUGUUCACUGCUGAGUGGUUGAAAUAGAGGAGUGUGAGCCUUGUAUUAAAUGCACUUAAGUAUUUUUUGACUUCAGUAGCUCCUGGUAAAGUUAGACCUGAGCCAUAUAUCCCUUAUCAGGAAAGCUGACAUUCUCAUUUUCAUGUACUUAUACUACCAUCAGGGCAAAAAAGAAGGUGCAAAGUAUUGCCUUGUGGUACACCGUCUGAUUUUGCUGUAGUGAUGAUUCCGAAUCUGUUUCCAUUCACUUGUAUCCUCUCGUUGCAGAUUAUCUGCCUCAUUAUUUUUUUCAACUGUAGCUACACAUGAACAUCUCAAAAACCAGAAAUCAUACAUAAUAAAGAUAAUGCAAUAAUUUUUUGUAUUUAUUUUAUAGCUUUCAUACAUAUAAUCAUAAAUAAUUGUGGCUAAAUGUAGUUGUGGCUCACCUUUAUCUACAAGUAAAAAGAUCUACAGUAAUA
Molecule: messenger RNA, 15301 nt
Organism: Penaeus indicus
Lineage: Eukaryota; Metazoa; Arthropoda; Malacostraca; Decapoda; Penaeidae
Exons: 30
Coding region: 144-10967 (3607 amino acids)
Biological process (GO): actin filament bundle assembly
Cellular component (GO): actin cytoskeleton; plasma membrane
Molecular function (GO): actin filament binding
Source: RefSeq, a predicted model, not a curated record